GCUUUAAUAUCAGUGGCUGACUUGUACUAAAUCUGAAUUAUAUUCAGUACAUCCUGCCCCCUCUGGCCGUGUACCACGCCUGAAAUCCAGCCUACAGCACUAAUCUGAACUAUAUGUUGUACAUCCUGCCCCCUCUGUGGCCGUGUACCACGCCUAAAAUACAGCCUAUAUUAUACAGCCUAUAUUAUUCUAAUGCUGAUACCACAGUGCAUCCUGCCCCCUCUGUGGCCGUGCACUUAGCCAUCUGCCAGUGUAUCCUACCCCCUCUGUGGUCGUACACUGUGCCAGUUCGGGUCUUUACAUCCUGCCCCCUCUGUGGCCGUGUACUGCACCCAAGUUAAUAUAAGAUGGCAGAACAGCCAGGCAUGUCGCAAUCAGCCAAUAUGAUGCCAGAUCAGCCAGGCAUGUCACAAACAGCCCAGCCGCAACACUCUAAGGCGACUAAGCCUAAGCAUGUUAAAGCAAUGGCUAAGACAAAACAUCUUUCAAGCCAUAGCAAACCAAAGCGGCCAUGCUAUGCCUCUGUGCCAACCCCCACCACUACCACAGCAACUCAGGCACACAUAAGCGAUAUACUUCAUUCCCCUGCUGCUUCCUCUGACGAGGAAGAUUUUGCUGGCUUCCACACUCAGCCUUCGCCUAACCAGCCUCCCUCCGUUUUACCGUCCCAAACAUCUGCUCCAAUAGCCACUCAGGCACAAACAUCUACCACAACUGGGCUGCUGCCGUCCCCUGAUUUCCUCUUCCAACUUCAAGCCAUGCUGGCAUUUUUCACCCAAAUGCAGUCACCACCACAAGUUCCUGCCAUACCCCAACUCAACAUGGACCAACGUGCGUGUCAUGAAGCUCAUCCUUCCUGUUCACCUAACCCCUUUGAUGUAGCCAGACGCAGAUGUAUUGACGAAGCCUCGUAUGCUGAGGAGUCAACCUUCACUGACCACGUUGAAGGAGAUGACUGGAGCGAUUAUUCAGAUCAUGAGGAGGAUACAUCGUAUCGCUUGUUUAAUGCUUCAGACUAUCAGUCCCUGGCACGCAGGGUAGUUAAUACCCUUGGUCUCCAGACUGCGCCUUCAACUUCCUCCACCCCAGCCAUCAAAGGGGCCAAGGUUCUCAAAUCCCCUGCACCUACUGAACAUUACAUCCCGGUGCUGGACCCGAUUGCCGAAUUGGCCUCUGAAGAAUGGGCUCACCCAUUCCAUUCUCGCCGCUUCAAAAACCUGGCUGACAGGUUUUACGCCCUAGCUCCGGACUUUGCCACCAAGUUAGACGUCCCUGGCAUAGAUGAACCAAUCGCUCGCCUCGUUUCACGUUCUCUCUUGCCCAGGGAAGGGGAAUCCCAACUAAAGGACACUACUGAGCGACGAAUAGACUUCGCCCUCCGCAAAAAUCACGAGGCCACUGCCCUCUCCAUGCGUGCCUCCGCUUCGGACUCCAUUUUCUCCAGAGCAGCUAUGAUGUGGCUGGAUGAUCUUCUAGAGGACACUAACCCUGAUCCUGUCGCCCUCAGAAGGUCACUGGUAAAGUUGCGUAAGACAGCAGCUUUUGUGGCCGAUGCCACCUUGGACGCCACUCAAUUGGGGGCACGAGCCAUGACGGCUCAGAUAGUCGCUCGACGGACCCUCUGGCUUCGCCACUGGCAAGCUGAUUCAGUGGCCAGAAUGAAUCUGUCCAGGGCUCCUUACUCGGGAUCGUUACUCUUCGGCAAGGAAGCUCUAAAGGCAGUGCUGGUUGAUCCCAAAGACGCCCACAAACCGGUUCUGGCCACUGUCCAGAACAUCGACCACAGGCCUUUCAGGCAAUCUCCUUCCUUCCGUACUAACCAGCCUUUUCAAGGAAUGCGGCCAGGAGGACGAGGCCGCAACUUCAGAUCCUAUGACCCCAAUUCAUUCAGGGGCUCCUGGAACCGACGCUUCCAGGGCAGAGACCUACGGCUGGCUUGUCAACUUCGACAAAAGCCAUCUCCAACCAACCCAACGCCUACUACAUCUAGGGGCAAUGUUGGACACCCUGCAGGCAGACGUCAUGCUUCUAGCCAGGGCGCUCGGAAUGUUCAUUUCUACAAUCCAUAUUGUGCCAUGGGCUCGAGCCCACACUCGGCAUCUUCAAUGGACUCUACUGCCCUUUCAACAGGACAUUGCCAGCUCCAACCAUCGCAAAGUUCGCUUGACCCCCGCACUGCGCCUAUCAUUCCGCUGGUGGACGAGGUCCCAACACCUCUCCAAGGGCACGCCGUUCAGAGAACCACACAGAACUGUUGUAACCACAGAUGCCAGCCUCAUCGGCUGGGGAGCCCACUACAACUCCCAGUACGUUCAGGGGGUUUGGUCCACCACAGAGCAGACUCAAAGCAGCAACUGGCUGGAGCUAAAGGCUGUACAUUUAGCUCUACUUCUUCAGUCUCUGUUCCCUUUGGACCAUGUCCUCAUUCGAACGGACAACAUGUGUGUAAAAUCACAUUUGAACAGACAGAGGGGCACCAGGUCUCGUCCUCUGCAGGACCUAGUCUCCCUCAUCUUUGUCUGGGCAGAACAUCAUCUACAAUCCCUGAAAGCAGAACAUCUCAGAGGGAUUUGGAAUGUGACAGCAAACUGGCUCAGCAGACAACAGGUUUUUCCGGGGGAAUGGAAUCUUCACCCAGCCAUUUUCCAUCGUCUUCAGAGUCGGUUCGGCGAAUUCUCAAUCGACCUGUUUGCCUCCAGUCGCAAUUGCCAGCUUCCCAGGUACUUUGCCCGAUACCUGGAUUCAACAACGGAAGCAAUGGAUGCUCUGACAAUACCGUGGCCAGACGGUCUCUUGUACGCCUUUCCUCCCAUACUAUUGUUAGCCAAAACCUUGAGGAAGGCGCGAACCGAGAGGGCACAGCUGGUUCUGAUAGCACCAUUUUGGCCACGCCCACCGUGGUUCUCAGAUCUUCUGGCAGUGUCAAUUAUGGAUCCUUGGACACUUCCAGUCAGGCCAGACCUUCUAUCCCAGGGUCCAGUAUGGCACCAGGACCCUACUUGGCUCAAUCUAACAGCGUGGCGUUUGAACGGGGACAUUUGAGGUCAGCUGGCCUGUCUGACGCUGUGAUUUAUAUUAUUUUGGCCUCGAAGACCAUCUACCACUCGUAUUUAUCAACAUACUUGGGUGGCUUUCUCCAAGUGGUGCCAGUUCCACCACCACGAUCCAUCCCAGGCCACCAUGCAACAGGUGCUGCAAUAUCUCCAUAGCGGCUUC
Molecule: messenger RNA, 3216 nt
Organism: Rhineura floridana
Lineage: Eukaryota; Metazoa; Chordata; Lepidosauria; Squamata; Rhineuridae
Exons: 2
Coding region: 348-3209 (953 amino acids)
Source: RefSeq, a predicted model, not a curated record